UUGCAGUCAGUAGUGAAAGGUAAUUGUGGUUAGACUCGAUGGUGGAGUAGAGAGAAGCACAGAAGGUGGAGAAGUGUAUUGGAGACGGAACUGACAGGACAGGGUUGGGGAAAGGGUAGCUUCUGCCGUGGAUUUGGGGGGUUAGGCGUGAGGAAUCAGCUGUGCUAUGCUGGCAUUUACUAGUGAUGUUGGGGGCAUGACUCAAGGACUCGGCUGGGGGCACCGUGAGUGUUGGGUGGCUUGAGUGGAGCCCAAGUUAGAUGGACUGGCCUGGAGCCAGUAGGAAAGGGUGGGGCUGAUGUAGGAACUCAGAAAUCGUUGGCACGUCGCUCAGUGGGAUGAGAUUACGCAAGAUGAGAACAAGAUAGAAAACAGAAGCCAGGCUCCAGCGGCAGGCUCCCGUUUGUAGAGGGUGGGUUGACCAAGGAGUCCAGAGAAGCAGAGGAAACUCUGCAGAGUGUGGUGUGAUGUCCAAGAGGCUGUCCCGGGAGGAGGGUGUGGUCAGUCGUGUAAGAUGCUGCCUCAGACCUGGGACCGCGAGCCCUGCACCCGGUGACCAUGGAGAGGAUGGGCUUGGCCCACCAGCCCCUGAGGUGAGGACUCCGCCGAGGCUCCGAUAACCAUCCUGAUCAUGGAGUGAAGAGAACUCCUAACCAGGCCACGUUCUCGCUGAAAGUCGUGGCGCAGGCCCAGCAGCUCUUCCUGCCCGUCUUCAGGAGAGGUGCCUGCCCCUGCCGACCCCAGCUGGGAGCAGCUGCUUCCACCGAUGGGGAGGUGGGCCCUCGACUUGGCCUUUGUGUGGAGGGCAGUGCUGACCCUGGGGCUGGUCCUUCUCUACUACUGCUUCUCCAUCGGCAUCACCUUCUACAACAAAUGGCUGACAAAGAGCUUCCACUUCCCCCUCUUCAUGACGAUGCUGCACCUGGCCGUGAUCUUCCUGUUCUCCGCCCUGUCCAGGGCGCUGGUCCAGUGCUCCAGCCACAGGGCCCGCGUGGUGCUGAGCUGGACCGACUACCUCAGAAGAGUAGCUCCGACAGCACUGGCUACAGCACUUGACGUGGGCUUGUCCAACUGGAGCUUCCUCUAUAUCACCGUCUCACUGUACACAAUGACCAAAUCCUCAGCCGUCCUCUUCAUCUUGAUCUUCUCUCUGAUCUUCAAGCUGGAGGAGCUGGUGAGGCCCCAGCAUCCCCUGAGUCCCUCCUACCCCCUCAGGUGCGGGCGGCGCUGGUCCUGGUGGUCCUCCUCAUCGCCGGGGGCCUCUUCAUGUUCACCUACAAGUCCACGCAGUUCAACAUGGAGGGCUUUGCCUUGGUGCUGGGGGCCUCGUUCAUCGGUGGCAUUCGCUGGACCCUCACGCAGAUUCUCCUGCAGAAGGCGGAUCUUGAACCCCAUCGACACCAUGUUCCACCUGCAGCCACUCAUGUUUCUCGGGCUCUUCCCCCUCUUUGCCAUAUUUGAAGGUCUCCAUUUGUCCACAUCUGAGAAAAUCUUCCGUUUCCAGGACACGGGGCUGCUCCUGUGGGUACUCGGGAGCCUCUUCCUUGGCGGGAUUCUUGCCUUUGGUUUGGGUUUCUCCGAGUUCCUCCUGGUUUCCAGAACCUCCAGCCUUACUCUCUCCAUUGCCGGCAUUUUUAAGGAAGUCUGCACUUUGCUGUUGGCAGCUCAUCUGCUGGGCGACCAGAUCAGCCUCCUGAACUGGCUGGGCUUCGCCCUCUGCCUCUCGGGAAUAUCCCUGCAUGUCGCCCUCAAAGCCCUGCACUCCAGAGGUGCUGGCGACCCUAAACCCUCAAAGGGGCUGGGCUCCAACCCCGACCUGGAGCUGCUGCUCCGGAGCAGCCAGCCAGAGGAAGGGGAUAAUGAGGCGGCGGAGGAGGAGGACUUUGUGGCCCAGGGAUAGCAGCGACCAGCCCGGGAGCAGCUUUGAAGCAGGCCGCUCCCAGUCUUCAUGCUGACGGAGCUCAGGGACCAGGUGGUUUCUCACAGCAGCUGGGAGCAGCGGGCCAGCAGUGUCCACGCUGGGCCUCGGGUAGCACGGGACCCAUGGUGGGUCCGCGUCGGGAGAGUUGGCCAGAGGGGUGAGCACCAGGCCAGAACAGGCCCCACGCUGUGCUGGAGUUGCAGCGGAGGAACGGAGGGCUCGUCUCAACUGCCUGCCAGGCUCUGGCUGCCAAGAUCAUGAUUUCAGAGGCAUCACAGGUGUCUAAGGGGCCCGGGCCUGGACUGCAGAGCAGUUGGGAAGGGGAGAUGGAGAGCUGGGGGCUUACCACCUGGACAGCUCUCUGCUCAGAGAGCAGAUCUAUUUAUAGUUUGGAAAUAAAGGGUUUACAGUCCA
Molecule: messenger RNA, 2335 nt
Organism: Myotis davidii
Lineage: Eukaryota; Metazoa; Chordata; Mammalia; Chiroptera; Vespertilionidae
Gene: SLC35H1
Product: solute carrier family 35 (GDP-fucose transporter), member C2
Exons: 10
Coding region: 767-1900 (377 amino acids)
Biological process (GO): UDP-glucose transmembrane transport
Cellular component (GO): Golgi apparatus; cis-Golgi network; endoplasmic reticulum-Golgi intermediate compartment
Molecular function (GO): antiporter activity
Source: RefSeq, a predicted model, not a curated record